AUGGCGCCACAGGAUUCUUUCAUAGAGGAAGACGAAGAUGUCUGCCCUCUUUGCAUCGAAGAGUUUGAUUUGUCCGACCGAAACUUUCGCCCUUGUCCCUGCGGCUACCAGGUCUGUCAGUUUUGCUUUAAUAACAUAAAAAAUAACAUGAAUGGUCUGUGUCCGGCAUGUCGACGACCUUACGACGAGAAGACCAUUCAGUGGAAAGUCGUGACACAAGAAGAGGUUGCCGAGUUCCGUGCAAAUAUACAAAAAAAUCAACGCAAGCGAGCUCAAGAACAGCGCCAGAAGGAGGUUCAAAAACGCGAAGCUGAAAAAGAGAAUCGCAAAAACCUUAUCGGAGUACGUGUUGUACAGAAGAAUCUGGUUUAUAUUACAGGUUUAGCACCCACCGUCCGCGAGGAUGAACUUCUGAAGACGCUUCGGAAGCCCGAAUUUUUUGGGCAGUACGGUGUUAUUCAAAAGAUUUCGAUUAGUAAUCGGAAGAGUUCGGAUGGUCAACACCAUUCGCUGGGCAUCUAUGUCACUUUUGAAAAACCUGAUGAAGCGACUAGGUGUAUCCAAGCUGUUCAUGGGUCACAGAACGGUGACCGGAUACUUAAGGCUCAAUACGGCACAACUAAGUACUGUUCUGCAUGGCUCAAGAACGAGAAAUGCAACAAUCCUGGCUGCAUGUUUCUGCACGAACAAGGCGAUGAAGAGGACAGCUAUACUCGCCAAGAUUUAUCAUCCAUGAACAGCAUCCACACACAGCGGCCGCUGCCUGGAGGAAACAACAGCUCUUUCCGCACAACCCCUCGACAGCAAGCCUCGCAGCCGACCCUAACGGCUAUUUCGCAAAGUAUGGCGCGUUCUUCUAGUAAAGAUGGCUCAGACUAUGGACCAGAUGGUUCUGCUUUGCCUUCUUCAGCCAAUUGGGCUCGAAAUCCCCAGCGCAGCCGAAGAGGUAGCCAUGCAACAAGCGGCGCUCCAUCCAGCCCUGCUAUUUCGGCCUCCCUGCCUACUACGACAGAAGUUGCUCAAGAAGCUGUGGAGGAUACUGAAUCUCCUCCAUCUACGCAACCGCCGGAAGAUGAUAAAAUCUCAAAUCAAGAUCCUGUUGAAGAACCACAGGUAUUGCCCUCAAAUGGCUCCCUCGCGACCAUUCUGCGGGCGUUGCAAAGUUGUACAUUUACUAGCUUCGUUACUCCGCAAUUCAACGAAUUGGAACCUCCGUUAUUCGAUAUCCGGGGAGGGAAGAAGCGGAAAGCCAUGCGUGAGGAUGAUGAUGCACGAAUCGGUGGGGACCAGAAGAAUGCGACCGAAGGACAAAAUCAGUCAGAAGGCGAGGCAGAGACAGGCGGCAGCCUUGCUCUCGGUGGUGAACCCGAAGAGCGUGACGUAGUCGGUGAUGGACAGGCGUUCGAGCACCGACAUCUCAACUCAUUCCCUCCAAUCCAAAGAAGCAAUGCCGAUACUCUCUUCGGUCCUGCUCUUAGUGGCGCAAAUUUCAAUCCAGGUACAGGUCAGAUGGGCCGAGGUGUCGCCCCUCAGCAGUUAAUGUCACUGCGGCCUCAAUCAGGGUUCAGCGAUCAGGUCCCUUCGGGCCUAUCUAGCCAGGCUACAUUCCAAAAUCAAGGUCAUAAUCGUCAAUCAUCCCGAUUCGGCUUUAUGGCUGACAGCCCGCCAGCAGCAACCAAUCUCAAAUUUGCCGCGAAUCCAAGAAUCAUGGGCCAGCAAUCGUCCAUGAUACCUAGCUCGUUGCAAUCCUCAGGUAGCAGCCACUUUUUUGGCAGCUCUAUGCCAGCGCCACCGCCAGGACUCAAGUCUACAAAUACACCACCAAAUAUUUUUGGUCAGGGAUUUGGCGGCUCGGCAUUUGGGGCUGCAACGAAAGACGCAUCUGGCGACUUGCUACAGAGUUUAAUUAGUAGGAGCCGAGGCGGUGGUAACCAGCCUCAUGAUGGUGGAAAGCCUCCUACUUCUGGCCUUUUGGCAUCGCUCUACGGUAACCACCCCGGAGCAUUCCAAGACUUUGGCUCGAAGCAGAAGAAGAAGGGGAAGAAGCAUAGACAUGCUAACACUUCCUCCUCGGGGGGGAGUGGUCUAGUGGAUCUUGCGGACCCGAGUAUACUGCAAGCGAGGAUGCAGCACCAAUCGCAAAGCAACACCGGAGUCAAUCAGGGAGUUUUUAGCGGCCAGAGCCAAGACCAUGACCUUAGUUUACCGGACGAAGCAGAAUUAUCAGUGGAUGCACUGGUCUCGGAUGAGUCGUUGCCGGCCCUGGCAUCAUCUCCAUCAGCUACUAACAUAGAGUCCCGUCGCUUGGCUUCUUAUUUGGAUAGCCAGGAUGCGCCUGUUCACUCAACUGCUAAAGAUAUACCGAUUCAGGGACAGUCACAGCGUUCGAAUUUGAUUCCAACUACGCCGCAUAUUCCAACCUUUGGAGCUGUGUAUGACCCAGCCUUUACUCAGGUGCCUUCGAAACUGGAUGGCCUCGAUCAAGAGGCCGACAUCCGCACCAAGCAUCAUGCGGCAAAGGACUCUUCUCCUGGUGCAAUACUCGGACCUUGGCCUACUUCUGCUAAAGGAUCUAUACUUCAGGAAAAGGAUUUUCCUGCUUUAGGUGCGCCAAGGACAAACGACACUAUGAGUACCAACGCCGGUUUAGCUACUUCCAAAACCAUGCUAUCGAAAACCAUACCGACAACCAGGAGGCAACAUGAUAAAAUUUCCGAAACUGUGCAUGUGGAUCAUGGAGAUGACAUUAACACGGAUGAAUCUCAAUCCACAAGAGGGAGCGACGACAAAUCCCUGGGUCCCAUGGCUCCGGGUUCUGGAGCUAUUUUCAUCUCUCCAUCUAAAGAAGACCCUUCAAAAGCAGAUGAAUUGGCGGAGAUUUCUAGAUUCCCACCCCUGCCUACCCCUGCAGUUACCAGUGGAGUGGCUACACCCUCACGAAGUAUGCCGAAAACGUUAAGAGUGGUUCCUUCAUCAAUCAAGACAGAGACUCGCCCGGCGUCACCGUCACCUCUUCCAAUCUCCACUGUACCUGCGGCAGGAAAGCCCGUACAUUCUCACCGGCCUGGCACCCCAGCCAGCGAAAUGAUCAGUGAUACCGCCUCUGUUACCUCAUUUUCGGUUUCCAUUUCUCGAGCUGGGUCACCUCCCCUCAGCAAGGUUGGCACCGCUCCAAUAAGAGGCACCACAAAGAGUCAGCAACGCAAACAGCGCAAAGAUGUGUUGAAACAAGAAACGAAGACCCUCGCUGAAACACCUAAGACGGAAGAAGCAGAACAUGCUCCUGUCAUCGGACGCAAGAAAAAACAGAAGAAGGAGAAGCCCGCUAAAGAGGUUAAUGUCUUGUCUUCGGCAGCUAUUCCCGCAGAACCAUUAAAGGACGAAACGAGUCCCCUAUCUAAAGAUGUUGGAAAGCGACUGCCUGAUUACAACAAUGAAGAAUCGAAAACAGAGAGCACGGGAUAUACGCACAAAGAAAAACAAGAUACGAGGAAUUCAGCAAAAGAGGUAAUCGAGAUAACGGCUUCGUCACCCACACCGUCAUUGCCCAAAGCAGCUGAACCUGCAGAUAAGACUCUUGAAAGACCACAGUCAAGCCCUGCAUCCGUCUUUGCCGAUAUAAGAGAGUCGCUCUGCACUGCUGCUCCCGAUAAGCUGCAACUGUUAAAGCCUGUUUCUAGCAAUUCAUCCAGGCCAGAGCACAGCUCAUUAAACCCAUUGGGCAAAAGGGGAGAUUGUAAAGAGAGCUCUUGCAGAUGUGGUGAGAUGCAAGAUGCUGAUCUUGCGGCACUACGAGCGGGAAGGCCUGUGCGUAAACAAUUUCAUACCGACGGCAGCCGCAUGCUUAUCACCCCCCACGGAGAUUGCAUCCGUGGGCUGACACCAGAAGAAGAGGACACCUUUUUAGCCCUCCAAACUGCCAUUGCUGCGACGGCAGAGAAUCCUGCUGCAUUUGUGGCGCCAAGACACCAGCCGAGUAGCGGAGCUUUCUCGCUCAUCAAGGGUCGAGCAGUUCCGAAUGGACGACCGAACAUUUUCCCCUCCACUGUGCAGCCACAAUCUCAGGACCCCAUUGGCAAGCUUCAACGAGAGGAUGCUUUAAGUUACAUCAAUCAGUAUGUGCUACCCAGACUAAGCCUUGGGGCUACUAGUAUGGGAUUCCCCAAGGGGGCAUCUUCUACUCGGGACUCGGCAAGUCUCAACUCUCUCGCGCCCUAUUUUUACGGCCCAGAUGCCGCCGCCGGAGUGGGCAUUUACAGCACUCCAGAAAGCGCUCGAGCUAUACAGGAUUUUGCUGCUCCUGGAAUGUCACUUGAUGAAAUUGGUAAAGGUGCAGCAGCCAGCUCAAUUGGAAAUAUGCCCCUGAUGAGCGUUGAGGACGCGGAAGCAGCGUUAACGGCGGCAAAGAGAGAGACCGAGAAGCUUGAAAAGGGCCUGAACCUUGUCAUCAAGCGGAACCGUAGGCUCUUACUUGGUGCUUGAUGCACUCAUGCGUAUGCUCUUGAACAGCGCGCUCUUAAACAAGCGUGCUCUAGAACAGCGGUUCGCAAAAUUAUGUAUUACUAGGUAUAUGUAACAUGUAAUUUUACCUAAAGGCAG
Molecule: messenger RNA, 4599 nt
Organism: Trichoderma virens Gv29-8
Lineage: Eukaryota; Fungi; Ascomycota; Sordariomycetes; Hypocreales; Hypocreaceae
Exons: 6
Coding region: 1-4482 (1493 amino acids)
Biological process (GO): protein ubiquitination
Cellular component (GO): CCR4-NOT complex
Molecular function (GO): RNA binding; ubiquitin-protein transferase activity
Source: RefSeq, a predicted model, not a curated record